This is a messenger RNA of Somion occarium, 2745 nucleotides long. The record is from the annotation of a GenBank genome assembly. Lineage: Eukaryota; Fungi; Basidiomycota; Agaricomycetes; Polyporales; Cerrenaceae.
CCGUAUUAUCUAUCCGUCACCCUGCGCAAUUCCCCGUCCGCAUUUUCGACCUCGUCGUUCAUCAUCUUCUCUCCGCACUCUCUGGAACAUAUCUUCAUCGUCGUUCCCCUCGACGAGAACGUGUUCCAUCGCACAGUCAAUAGUACUCCUAUACUCGCUUAAUCAUCCGGAACGUCUCUUGGUGUUAGUCACGGUCAACAUUGCGUGAUGCCUGCGCUCGUUGUCGAAUCGCCCAUGCUGAAUGGGCACCAUUCCGGGUUGUCAUCAAUCUCAAGCAUGCAUUACAAUGGUCAGAUCCACACCCCUCCUGCUUCUGACCACUCCAGACACGACCAAUCUUCAGCACCGCCAUCUCCCUCGCUGCUGCCAGCUGUACAAUCGCAGCCGCUUCAGAUCCACAAUGGCGUCCCAGGGGAACAGCAGGUGGAUCCCGCUUUGGUCCAUCUGAACCAACAUAAUCCGAACAGUAUCGAUCCUACCCUCACCGAUGGUGUUGGUGGGCAAUCGUUACCCCCUGUCACUUGUGCCAAUUGCAAGACUGACACCACACCGCUGUGGCGUAGAGAUUCAGAUGGAAAGGCAAUCUGCAACGCUUGUGGUCUCUAUUACAAAUCUCGGAAAGUGCCCCGCCCGUCUAACCUCGGUGGACGGUCGACAAGCUCGAAUACGCCCUCUGCCACUCAUCCAAACGUUGUUGCACAGCAACGACAACGGAUGUCCGCUUCACCUCCAGCCAUGCUCACGCCCGCUGCUUCGCCAUCUGAGCAUCAGCAUCAACAGCAGAAACCACUGCAGACUAAUCAAGCAGCGUCGUCAGAUUCAAGUCAGCCGAAGCCGCAUCUGGUAGGAACAUGUCCAGGAGACGGUCGUUGUGACGGUACGGGCGGUACAUCGGCCUGCUCAGGGUGUCCUACAUUUAAUAAUGCAGUCUCAGCCAUUCAUGGGGGCCCCGGUAACGGAGCCCCUGCUCCAUUGCCCCCAAACGGCCUUCCAGCCAGCACCGGGCCUCCUGAGCACCCACAUCCUCAAAUGAUGGAGCCUCCGCAAGCACCUCCUGAACAACAAGGCUCGCCUGUGGUUAGUGGAACUAUACCCAGCGGUCGGUCGAGGAUGCGCAAUGCGGUUGGUGCAUUGAGUUGUGCCAACUGCGGCACCAGUACGACACCUUUGUGGAGACGGGACGAUGUUGGGAAUAACAUCUGUAACGCUUGCGGCCUGUACUUCAAGCUACACGGCACGCACCGACCAAACUCAAUGAAGAAGACAGUGAUAAAACGGCGCAAGAGGGUGCCAGCGGCUCCAGGUGGGUCACCUGUCGCGCAGGAUCGGGUUAUGACAGACCAAGCUGCAGCAGAAGUGCUCGCAAGUGUCGGACGCGCUUCUCUCCCUUCUAUGCCCUCUGGUAGUGGUGCCGCUCCGGCUGGGGGCGCGCCUGGAGCUGCCACGGAGGAGAGUGCAGAAGAUGAGGGAGAGCGUGACUCCGCUCAACAGCCCGCUCGCAAACGCCGUCGGAAGAGCGGUAAGAUGGAGAAGGACAGGGACGAUAUGGAUAUGGAUGACGCAUUUGGUGAGGGUGAAUCUGCGUCGAGAGGUGCGCCUAGAGGAAGACGAGGUGGGAGAGGUGGACGAAGGGCUAGUGGGAGUCAUCAAGCGAAUGCGCCUCCAGAAGUUGCUUGGGGUGGCGUUUCGAUGCCCAUGUCUAUGCAAAUGCCGGGUCCUCCUCCACCCCACCCUCAUGCAGGUGGCGAACCAUCUUCUUCCCCACUUAUGCACGAUAAUCGUGGUCCCCCUCGUCCAGGAAGCGCGUUCGGCCCCGGUCAAGAGAUGGGUGAGAGUCGGUAUGGUGCCGGAGCUCCACGUGGGAUGCCAUUCCCUCCCAAUCCUCAAGGCGGGUUUGACCUACCUUCGAUCAAUGCUGCAUUGGGUGACAACGCGCCUGCUGCGUUGAGAGAAUACGCGGGCGGUGCUGCUGGUUAUCUUCGAUCGGGUUCUGCUGCUGGCUUCCAAGGAGGACCUGGGGGCCCGAGCAGGACACAUUCGCCAUUAGCUGGACCGGGAAUUAGUGCGCCUCCACCUCCUGGACCGUCGUAUGUCCUCCCCCCUCCUCAUCCUCAUCAUACAAUUGGACAUGCUCAUGGACAUUCGUUCUAUGCUCAUCAUCCCAGUACGCCACCACCUCCGCCUGUCCCGACCGUCCACGAGCUGGAGAAUCAUUAUGCACAGUUGGCGGAUCAGAAGAGGUGGAUGGAGGAGAUGCUUGAGAGGACGGAUCGGAUUAUGGCGGGUGUGAAGAGGGGGUUGGAUGAGAUGAAGGCGGCUCAGCAGCAGCAACCUCAACAGCAAUCAACGUCGUCUCAAUCGCAGCAACAGCAGCAGCGGCCUCAGACUCCUCAGACGCCUAAGCAGCAACAUGAAUCGCCAUCCACACAAGGUCCUGCUCAACCACCGGCUCCUCUUGGACGAGGUGAGAGGAAUGCGGCGAGGGAUAGCGUCUGGCCUGUGGCACCCCCGGAAUCAGCGAAACGCGAUUGAAGUUGUCGCUGACGAUAUUUGUUUUCUUGAGUUUGUUUUGCAUGCUUGCACCUUGGUAACCUAUCCUCGCUUGUUGUGAUAAUUAUGCUUGUCGUUCGUCGUACAUAGUGGACCAUUAUUGAUUAUUGUAUUUGAGUAUUCUAUGUACAUACAUGGUGGUGAUGUUAUGCUUCCGUAAUAUGACGAGGUUGCGAUAAGAUUACGCGGGGCUAG